AUGAGAGUGAAUUGGCUCAAGUCGGCGCUCCCCGUCGUCCUGACAGGGGCCUUCGUGUCUGCCAUUGAUUUGGACGUUAACGAUGAUCAAUCUCUCAAGGACGCCGCCGGCACCGCCUCCUACAACGCAAUGACCUACUACAAGGGCAACGAGACGGGUGAAACCCCCGGCAAACUGCCCAAAACCUGGUGGCAAGGUGCUAUGCUCUUCGACACAAUGAUCCGCUACUGGCAUUUUACCGGCGACGCGUCCAACAACGCCGCCGUCAGCCAGGGCAUGUACCACCAAUCCGGCGAUAACUCGGACUACAUGCCGACCAACUGGAGCUCGUACAUCAGCAACGACGACCAGGCGUACUGGGGUCUCGCAGCAAUCACGGCCGCCGAGCUGGAUUUCCCCGCAAAAUCCAAGCAGCCGGCAUGGGCUGAUCUGGCGCAGAACGUGUUCGAUGACCUGGUGCAGCGGUGGGGUGGAGAUUCGUGCGAGGGUGGUCUGCGCUGGCAGAUCUUUCCGUAUCAGAGCGGGUACGCGAUGAAAUCGGCGUCGGCUAACGGCGCUUUGUUUCAGUUGGCGGCUCGUUUGGCUCACUACACGGGGAACAAGACGCAUUCCGACUGGGCGGAGAAAGUCUGGGACUGGAGUAAGAAGACGCUGAUAAAUGAGAAAGAGUGGAAGGUUGCCGACAGUGUCGUGACCGAGGAUAAUUGCAAGCGCGCGUCAGGGGACAUGCAAUGGACGGCUAACUACGCCCUGUACCUGGGAGGUGCGGCGUAUAUGUAUAACGUGACGGACGGCCAAGAGGAGUGGAAGAAGAGUAUCAAUGGUCUGCUCACCACCACCCUUCAGACCUUUUUCCCCAAGAAGCGCAACGGCACCAUGUCCGAAGUGACCUGCGAGGUCAGCGGCAACUGCAACCAGAGCGAACAGACCUACAAGGCCAUUCUCUCGUCCAACUUGGCGUCCAUCGCCCUGGUGGCGCCGUACACGGCGGAGGAGAUCCUGCCCAAAUUGCAAGACUCGGCCACCGCGGCGGCGAAGCAUUGCACCGAGGGCAAGGAUAAAAGCUUUUGCGGCCCCAAGUGGUACGAGAGUGACGACGAGGAGGAUAGCAAGCCCAACAUCGGCGAGCAGAUCAGCGCCACUGGUCUUUUUUCGGCCAACCUGGUAGCCUUCAAAGACCAGGCUCCGCUGUCCUCGAGGAGCACGUCCGGCAACAGCACGAGCGGAAAUGACAAAAGCACCCGUGCCAGUGCCAGUGCCAGUGCCAGUGCGUCAGCCAGCCCCAGUGCGACCGGGGAUGAGAAUGGGGCUGGAACCAUGGGUGGCACGCGCAGCUGGGCUGUUACUGCCGCCAUUGUGGGAGUUGUCAGUCUGAUGGAAUUGGUUGGAUAA
Molecule: messenger RNA, 1392 nt
Organism: Aspergillus affinis
Lineage: Eukaryota; Fungi; Ascomycota; Eurotiomycetes; Eurotiales; Aspergillaceae
Product: glycoside hydrolase family 76 protein
Exons: 3
Coding region: 1-1392 (463 amino acids)
Biological process (GO): carbohydrate catabolic process; fungal-type cell wall biogenesis
Molecular function (GO): mannan endo-1,6-alpha-mannosidase activity
Source: RefSeq, a predicted model, not a curated record